AUUACAUGAUGGAACACAUUCCUUGCUUGUUCUUUUAUAUACAAUAUAUUUCCAAAGCACAGAGUGAGAAACUUAAAGCACAAAUGUAGGCAGAAUUAUGUGUGUAAACCAUUCUUGGCAAAAUGCUGUUUGUGGUGUAAAUAUGCAGCAAGAACUGGGAUGAGUAGAUUUCAGUUUCUUAUUUUAACUUUUAUCUCCAGAUUUUUUCCCCAAUGAUGAGCAACAACCUUAAGUUUGCAUUAAAAAGGCUUUAAUUUUAAAUCAUAUAACCACAGAAAGUCUUGUCUUAAUAAUGACCUCCUUGUGUUUCAUAGUGACUGGUUUAGUGUCAUAAAUAAAUGCUUCAGUUCCUUCAUUUGUUUUAUGUGCAAACAAAACAGUUUAGCAGCGAUGAUGAAGAUUAAUUAAUGAUUUGCAGAAUUACAUUAUAUUCAUUUUAUGUCCAUUUGAAGGACAUUAAAUGAGUUGAUGGUGUUUGUGUAUAAUUUUCAUUUUGUUUAAGGUGGAGACAAAGUACACAUUUUGUUUACAGGCUAGUGAGUAUUUGGAUCAUUUUAUGUCACACUUGUUGCAUGUGUAAUAUUGUUUCCUGCAAAGUGUCACUAAUACCUUAUCGUUGUUAAGGGUCUGGUAGUAAAUGGGUAUCUGGGAGACAAUCAGAAGUGACUGUGCCUCUUGAUAGGUUGGUUCAUUAAGAGAUUUUUAUGUCAUUAUCUCAGAAAACAAACACACCAAUUGAAUUAUUCAGCACUUAAGAGGCUGUCAGAUAUUUGUUGUCUGCUGUAUCCUGAAUCUUCUGUGUGAGGAUUUAAUGCUUUUCUCUGUUUUAUAUCAAUGUCAACUGAAUAUUUUGGGGUUUUGGACUGUGAAUCAGACAAAACAAGACAUGUGAGGACGUCACCUUUCACUCUGAGAAACUGAUGAUGGAACUGAUGAACUAUCAUAAAGAGCCCUCUAGAGUGAACUUUCUUGUGUAUUGUAAGAGAGAAUCCUCUUUUUCCUCCCAACACAACUUCUUUUUGUGAAUCUUUGUUCUUUGCACAAAUGAAAGCUUUACUUGACAUAUUUUUUACUGCCUUGGGAGAGUACAUUUUCAUUCAAUGAAAUGAUGAUUUAUUGUUUCAAAACAUGGUUGUAUAACACAUGAUUUGACAUGAUUGUUUAUUAUUAGGAAUGAAUCCAGUUUUUACAAGGAACAAUUUAAUCCCACUUCAUGAGGAACUUUACUGUAAAAUCAAAUAAAUCCAAUACCACCAUCUGCUGGUCAGAAAGUGAAAUAUUAGCUGUAAAUCAUUUACUCAAAAGAAAGGACUUUGAAACUUAAAGCUGAAUUUAUAAUUUCUGAAGAGAGCUGAGACGCCAUUACAGGGUUACUCUGAUGGGGAUUAAAAUCUCUCAUUCAAAGGGACACAGAUUUGGUGAGUCUUGCUGUUAAAGGAUAAUUCACAUAUCAGAGCAAAUGGCUGAGAAAACUGCUCUUGUUGAAAGUUUCCUGAGCUGCCAUGUGUGUUCAAAGACUUUCAGAGAUCCUGUGUCUCUGAGCUGCAACCACAGCUUCUGUUCAAGCUGCCUGCAGAAAUUCUGGGAACAAGCUAAAAACAAAAACUGUCCCAUUUGUAAAACAAAGUCCUUGACAGAUGAGCCAGCAUUAAAUUUUACACUGAAGGAACUGGCUGACUCCUUUGCUGGGAGACAGAAGAAUGAUUCACCUGAGACAGAAAAAGAAAAGGAGAAAGAGGAGGUGGUGUGUGAUAAACAUCCAGACGUCUCUUAUUGGUUCUGUAAGGAUGAAGAUAGAGCUGUGUGUCCUGUCUGUGAGUUUUCUCUCCACCAGAGUCACAAGGUGGUUCCUAUAGAACAAGCAGUCAGUGAGCUGAAGGACCAGCUGAAAUCUGACUUAAAGUCUCUGCAGGACAAGAGGGACAAAUACAAACAAGUGGAGGAAACAUACAAUGAAGUGAUUCAACACUCCAAGAAGCAGCUGUUGUCCACAGAGAGGCAGAUCAGAGCAGAGUUCAACAAGCUCCAGCAGUUCCUGAAAGAGGAAGAGGAGUCCAGACUGGCAGCUCUGAGGGAGGAAGAGGAGCAGAAGGGGAAGACUAUCAGCAGAGAGAUGAAGAUGAUUGAGGAGCAGAUCUCCUCUCUGUCACACAGUAUCUGUGCUGUUGAAGAAGAGCUGCAGAAACACAAGGUGCCAUUCCUCAGCAGUUAUAAAGCCACUCAGAGCAGAGCCAGAGUCCAGUGCUCACUGUCAGAUCCACAGCUGGUCUCAGGAGCGCUGAUAGAUGUGGCCAAACACCUGGGCAACCUGUCCUUCAGAGUCUGGGAGAAGAUGAAGCACAAUGUCCACUUCAGUCCUGUCAUUCUGGACCCAAACACUGCAAAGUCUAUUCUCUAUGUGUCUGAUGAUCUGACCAGUGUGAGACGUGGAGACACAAAGCAGCAGCUUCCUGACAAUCCAGAGAGACACACUAAGUAUGCCACUGUUCUGGGCUCUGAGGGCUUCAGCUCAGGGAAACACAGCUGGGAGGUGGAGGUGGGAGACCAUCCUGGCUGGAGCAUAGGUUUGGCUAAAGAGUCAGCUGACAGGAAGGGAGAGAGAUAUCCUACACCAGAACAUGGAAGCUGGUGUUUAAAGCAUCACGGUAGACAAUACAGUGAUGUUGUUGGUAAGACUGUCACAGUGAAGAAGAGUCUCCAGAGGAUCAGAGUCCAGCUGGACUAUGACAGGGGGGAGGUGUCCUUCUACGACCCUGAAGACAUGACUCACAUCUACACUCACAGAGACACUUUCACUGAGAAACUCUUCCCAUAUUUCAAUAUUGGAUCGGCUGGUGAUGCUCAAACUGCUGAUAUCAAAAUGUGUCACACUGAGAUUUCUCUGUCAUGUUCAGGGAGGGUGGUGAGCUCUCAGUAACAUAUUUGGAUGUUUUAUAAUGGUGGUGUUUUGUUAUCAUUUACAGACAAUUCCAGUUUGUUCUUUGUGGGUGAGAAUCGUGUCAUUUCAAAGUACAUUAAGAAAAUGUAGAGAUCCAGGUUCAAGAAAAAAACAAGAUUUGAUCUCUUUCAGCAAAUUACAUGAUGGAACACAUUCCUUGCUUGUUCUUUUAUAUACAAUAUAUUUCCAAAGCACAGAGUGAGAAACUUAAAGCACAAAUGUAGGCAGAAUUAUGUGUGUAAACCAUUCUUGGCAAAAUGCUGUUUGUGGUGUAAAUAUGCAGCAAGAACUGGGAUGAGUAGAUUUCAGUUUCUUAUUUUAACUUUUAUCUCCAGAUUUUUUCCCCAAUGAUGAGCAACAACCUUAAGUUUGCAUUAAAAAGGCUUUAAUUUUAAAUCAUAUAACCACAGAAAGUCUUGUCUUAAUAAUGACCUCCUUGUGUUUCAUAGUGACUGGUUUAGUGUCAUAAAUAAAUGCUUCAGUUCCUUCAGUUGUUUUAUGUGCAAACAAACAGUUUAGCAGUGAUGAUGAAGAUUAAUUAAUGAUUUGCAGAAUUACAUUAUAUUCAUUUUAUGUCCAUUUGAAGGACAUUAAAUGAGUUGAUGGUGUUUGUGUAUCAUUUUCAUUUUGUUUAUUUUGUUUACAGGCUAGUGAGUAUUUGGAUCAUUUUAUGUCACACUUGUUGAAUGUGUAAUAUUGUUUCCUGCAAAGUGUCACUAAUACCUUAUCGUUGUUAAGGGUCUGGUAGUAAAUGGGUAUCUGGGAGACAAUCAGAAGUGACUGUGCCUCUUGAUAGGUUGGUUCAUUAAGAGUUUUUUAUGUAAUUAUCUCAGAAAACAAACACACAAAUGGAAUUAUUCAGCACUUGAGAGGCUGUCAGAUAUUUGUUGUUACUGAGGCAUCUUCAUGUUCAUGAUGUGGAUAAAAAUCACCACUAAAUAAAAUGUAUUCUUCCA
Molecule: messenger RNA, 3894 nt
Organism: Epinephelus moara (kelp grouper)
Lineage: Eukaryota; Metazoa; Chordata; Actinopteri; Perciformes; Serranidae
Product: zinc-binding protein A33-like
Exons: 1
Coding region: 1460-2917 (485 amino acids)
Molecular function (GO): protein binding; zinc ion binding
Source: RefSeq, a predicted model, not a curated record